Molecule: messenger RNA, 2467 nt
Organism: Equus quagga
Lineage: Eukaryota; Metazoa; Chordata; Mammalia; Perissodactyla; Equidae
Gene: TTC38
Product: tetratricopeptide repeat domain 38
Exons: 12
Coding region: 82-1296 (404 amino acids)
Molecular function (GO): protein binding
Source: RefSeq, a predicted model, not a curated record
GUAAAAUGGACCAAUGACAAGAGUCUUGGUGGCAUUGAGGGCUGCCUGUCAAAGCUCAAAGCAGCAGAUCCGACCUUCGCCAUGGGCCAUGCCAUCUCUAAUGGCCUCUUGCUGGUUGGCACCGGAAGCUCCGUGAGGCUGGACAAAGAGCUGGACCUGGCUGUGAAGACCAUGGUGGAGAUUGCCAAAACACAGCCUCUGACACAGCGGGAGCAGCUGCACGUAUCUGCAGUAGAGACCUUUGCCAAGGGGAACUUUCCGAAAGCCUCUGAGCUGUGGGAACAGAUUCUCCGGGACCACCCAACAGACAUGUUGGCCCUGAAGUUUUCCCACGAUACCUAUUUUUACCUGGGCCACCAGGAGCAGAUGCGAGAUUCUGUGGCUCGAGUUUACCCAUUCUGGACACCCAAUAUCCCCCUUAGCAGCUACGUAAAAGGCAUCUAUUCUUUUGGAUUGAUGGAAACCAACUUCUAUGAUCAGGCGGAAAAGCUUGCCAAAGAGGCUUUAUCUAUUAACCCGGGGGACGCGUGGUCGGUGCACACCGUUGCCCAUAUUCACGAGAUGAAAGCAGAGAUCAAGGACGGACUGGAGUUCAUGCAGCACUCAGAAGCCCACUGGAAGGACUCUGAUAUGCUUGCUUGUCAUAAUUAUUGGCACUGGGCUUUAUAUCUGAUUGAAAAGGGCGAAUAUGAGGCCGCCUUGACCAUUUACGAUAACCAUAUCCUCCCCAGCCUGCGGGCCAGCGGUACGAUGCUGGAUGCGGUGGACAAUUGCUCCAUGCUCUACCGGCUGCAGAUGGAAGGGGUGUCUGUGGGUGAGCGGUGGCAAGACGUCCUGCCUGUGACCAAGAAGCACAGCCGCGACCACAUCCUCCUGUUCAACGAUGCGCACUUCCUGAUGGCGUCCCUGGGCGCUCAGGAUCCCCAGACCACGCAGGAGCUGCUGACCAGCCUGCAGGAUGUCAUUGAGUCCCCGGGGGAGAACUGUCAGCACCUCCUGGCCCGCGAUGUGGGGCUGCCCCUGUGCCAGGCCCUGGUGGAGGCCCAGAACGGGAAUCCUGACCGGGUUGUGGAACUGCUCCUGCCCAUCCGCUACCGGAUUGUCCAGAUUGGAGGCAGCAAUGCCCAGAGAGACAUCUUCAACCAGUUACUGAUUCAUGCGGCCUUGAAGUGCACCUCUGGCGUCCACAAGAACGUGGCCCGGAGCCUUCUGAUGGAGCGAGACGCCUUGAAGCCCAACUCGCCCCUCACCGCGCGGCUCAUGCGCAAGGCAUCUGCCGUCCACCUCCUGCAUUGAGCCAGGUCUGGUGCCUCCCCAGCGGGCAGAGCAGCUGUCCACUGGUUCCGUAGGGUUAGAAACAGCUAGAGCCUGUUUGCUAGGCCUCUUAUGGGGAAUCUGUGGCUUUAAGCAGAAAGCCCUGUAACCAGCAGCAUUACAGGAAGGGGGAAAAAUCAAUCUUAAACAUGAUUCAGAAUCUUCUUCUAAUCCUUGUUAGGGGCCGAGGUGCAGUUCUAAGCAGUCAGAACCAAGGUGGGUGCUGCUGGUGCCAGUGCCCUGCAAAUUCUGUUUUCCCAGGGCACUCUUACACCUAUCUCCUGGUGGUUCAAGGGUUGGAGGUGGGGGUGGGGUGGGGACGGGCGCAGCUGGGGAGGAGUCUUCCACACAGCCCCCAGGCUGCCCCGGCAUAAAGCCUCUCAUUUUGUCUUCCUCAUCAUAUUCUAGACAGCUUCUGUUGUCCCGUCUUUUGGGUGAGGGUACCCACAGCGGACAGGGACUUGCCCAGGGUCACAGCCAGUGGAGGCCCCGCUGAGAUUCACCUCAGGCCCCUGUCCUUCCUGGGGGAGGGGACCCCACCUCGCUGCCUGUGGCCUUGGCCCCUGGCUGUUGCCCCCAACGGCUCUUGCAAGCACAAGGACAAGAAGUGGCCCUUCUGCGGUCCCUGGAGAGAAGACUUUGAGCUUCCUGGAGGCUUUGGUGGCACAAAUUUGGGCUCGUUGAUCCUUUAUUCUACACUGCAAAUCAUAAAGGGGCCUCGGGUGCCUGGUUCCCUGUCAACAAUGACUUUAAUCAUACAAAUGCACAUGCGUUGAGCCAGUACACCUUCUGGGUGAGAGCAUGGAGCUCAGGGGUUACCCUGCUGUGGCCAAAACCGAAGCCUAUGACGUGUGAUUUUAACAAGAUCUGAGCCAGUCCUAUAAAUGACACCUUGGCCUCCUGCUCCCCUGGCAUCAGCUUGGCCCCGACAUCCCUUGUGAGCGAGCUGCAGAUGUCGGUAGAAUGCGCCGGCUUGGUCGUGCUGCCUGAUGGGCGAUCCCGACUCACAGAUGUUUCUCAGGCUCCUCCAGUGCAUCCUGACAUGAAGGAGGGACUCACCGAGGCAGGGAGGGGGCAGGUCUCCUGGGAGGCAGCAGAGGCCUCCAAAUCGAUUAAGCAGAUUCCUGGGAUUAAAAUAAAUUAGUUGAUUGGU